AGUGUCAGUAUGCGGCAGGUCGGCGAUUACACCAGACGUCGAUCCUGUUCCCUUGGAAAUACUUGGUAGGCACUACUUGUAAACUAGCGGUGUUGCGGUGGAAACGAGUCCAACAAUAGCAUAGCCUACCUACCUUGAGAAACAGCAAACUCGAUUUUUUCUUCGAAUGAGUCUCGAACGUCCGCAUAGUCGAGCAUCAUCUGGAAGUAGGGGUCCACCACCAACGCCCCCGCCAACCUACCUGUGGGAGGAAGUGCGACGGAGCAAGAGCAGAGGGGGCUAUCCUUGGACUAUUCUGUAUAAGCCUCCUCUUCCAGACUACCUUGACAUUGAAUUGCUCUUGAAAGGGGAGAUUUCGAAUGAAAGAUUUGCGGGCGACAAAAUCAGAGGGCGGUCUGCUUACGGAACUGACAAGAGAACACGCAUUCGCAAUCGACUGCAAGAAAGAGAGAGGACUAGAAGAGCAAGAAGCGAGCCGACGCCUAGUUUGCCAAGCAGCAGCACCAUUUCUUUAUCGGCGGCCAUGGAUCAGGCCAUGGCUGUCGAUCCGUCGGUGCAGUCGGAUGAGCUAGAAGAUUUCCCGCUGCCCGACGAGGACAUACCGGAUUUUGUAAUGGCUUACUUGCAGUCGGACAAGGGAAACCUGGAUGAGGAUAUUCCUGAUCACAUUCUGGAAUACAUCCAGAGCCGUGCGGCUAUUUUGGAAAAAAAUCAGCUCCAGCAGGCGAAGCAAACCGACGACGACAUCUUUUACACCAAAGAAGAAUUGCGGAUCAUUGAUGAAGCUCGCAAGCGACUGGAAGAACAGGGAGAGUUGGACAUCGAUCCUUCGGCGACCAUUGACGAGGACAUGAACGCCUUCGAUCAUUUUUUUCAACGCACAACCGCGGGACAGGAGUCCGCUGCGGCUUUUCAAGAAAACGCAAGUCAAAUUCAACGGAAAGAAACGAGGCCAGAACCAGCACCCACAAGUAAAAAAUCCAGUAAAGGAGGGAAAUUUAAUUUUUCAAACAUAACUAUACCCAAUAAGGCGCAGUUAAACAUUAAACUACCUAAAUUUGGACCUGGUAGAAAAAAAGUCAAGGAUGCCAAUAACACGGAGCUGGACCAGCAAGAACCUGAAGAGGGUGUAGUAAGCCCCGGUAAACAAACUAAGCCUCGGCGGCCCCACAGUUCUAGCCCGAUGAGACAAAAGAUUAACCAACAGUUUGAAAGCUGGAACAACAGUUUAAAGAAAUUCAAGGCAUCAAGGAGCGGCCGUAAUAAUGGCGAUGGUCAAAUCAAAAGCUUCGUAGCUCUCCUGCCGGGACGCUCCUCGAAGGCAACCAAAUCGAAGGAACCCGAGAAUCAAUACGAAGAAGUUGGACCCCCACGCUCGGAUCCAGCUUCUCCAAAGGCGACCGAGUGCAACCCGCCAGAUAAUUCAUGUUUAAAGGCUACCGUCGACAGCGCCGAAGAAAAAGCCCGGCUCUCUCCUAGCCAUGAAAACAAUGAAGCCGAAGAAACAAUGGACGAUAUUGAAAACCUGCCGGAAUCGGAAGAAGCCGAAGUCAUAAGGGGUGAUGGAAUCGUUGUCGACAGAGAAGUCGCCGACGUGAUAGUGACCCGGGGAGAGUUUGUCGACAUAGACAUCGACGAAAACUUUGAAGACGACAAUGAAGCCAUGGACGGCCCGACAGAAAUCGAGCAGGUCGACGGAGAAGAUAAAACUGCCGUUGCAGAGCCCACGGGAUUCGCCGCGCGCAGUCGAAAAGCUUACGAGCUUACCAAGUCGAAAAUUCAAACAAGUUUGUCUAAAGAGCAGCUUCAGGCAACUCGAAAUAAACUCCAGUCGACCCUGUCCAAGCAGAACCUGCAAGCCACCCGCAAAAAAGUGCAGUCGACUUUGUCAAAGCGAAAUCUGCAAGCCACUCGCGAUAAGUUACAGUCAACCCUAUCGAAGGAGAAUUUCCAAGCGACUCGCAACAAACUUCAAACGUCUUUAAACAGCACUUUGAACCGGAAGAAGAACAAGACUCAAGAGCCAGCGCCUCAGUCGGUUCCUCAGGACAGCAUUUUCCCCACUUUCACUCAGGGAGACGAAAGGGAAUACGAAACUUCAACACCUGUUGAAAGGAAAACAAAGGAUUCAAUCAUCCAACACAACAACCAGCCAAUGCCUGAGGAGGAGGAAUUCGAUUCCGAACCUCCGACUGUUAAACAGAGAGCUAAGCACAGGGAGACGACUAUUCAGCCGGUGGAAAAUUCGCCUGUGCAGUUGACUCAUGGCAAUGAAUGUGAAAAUAUCGAAGAAGAAACAGAAGAGGAUCUGGAGGACGAACUGGAACCUAAAUUAGAAUUCUCAAUCCACGGCUCUGAUAGGCCGCAACCAUCUUCCGUGAGUCAGUCGACAGAAACACUUCCUGAGGAUGAAGCCGAAUCAGACAAGGAGAACGUGGUGGUUCGUCCAAAACGCCAGCGUUACCGCAAUCGCCGUCACGGUUUCCAUGAAGAAUUCGGUCGCCCACAAAGCGCCCACGUCGAAUCUAAUAUUAGAUCGUCUUGGGUUGAGAAGACAAAUGCUUAUCCGACAAUCAGUCAAGAAAUGCUAUCAGCUUUCUGUGCUCCUGUCAACUCGCUAGAAGCUGUCGACAACAGCUGGGGAUCCGGACGCAAACCCGACAGGCCAGUUCGAUCACGAUCCAAGAAGGAACUCAACUCGGCAUCGGACGACCAUUUCUAUUCGAAUGUCCCUCCUCGGCAUAACAAACGCGGCCACAAAAAAGGUUCAAUUGAACCUUCGAACGAGGAUAAUCAUGUGAAAACGUGGCCCCGUAAGGCGCUGGCAACUGAGAAACCGGUUGUCCCCAAGCGCUGCAAAUCGAAAAUGGCGAAGAAGCCGCUUUUCCCCGUGUGCAGCAAUUAUCAAACUUGGCCGAGGCGAUCGAUGGUUCAUAGUCCUCCGACCGCUCCUAAACGCGCUCGCUCCAGGAGGAAAGUGAACGAGCAAGACGUUUCCGAUGUGCGAGACAUAGAAGGACAAAUCGAGAACGCUGCUAGUAACAUCCUUAUUGACGCUGAUACGCUCUUUGGUGCCGAAUCGCGUUUUAUUGACGAAGAUGGCACAGAUUUGGAUCGGACGCAAUCACCCCACAAUGAGCAAAUGGCCAUCAUAGAAAGUGGCACAUUAAACUAUAAUCUUCCAGGAGAAUCGCCCAGUGAAACCAAAAUUCUCAACAGCAAUAAAAUUCCAAAACCAUUGGCACCGAACAGGCGCAAGAAUAACAAGAGUGACUCUCUGCGCAAGGCGAAACACUCGGCGGCUGUUAACUACUCGGACGCUACAUGGCCGAGAAUGUCGAGAACAAUGCCGUCCGUUCCACAGCGCCGCAAGCCCAGCGUCAAGAAAACAGAGAAAACGGAAACCGUGGUUCACUUGGAUCUCGAGAAACCGUCUAAGAAAUUGCCGACAGUCCCCGCUUCAACGCCUUCGGAAGAUCACGAAACCAACGAACACGGAGACGGGGAAAGCGCCUCUUCCGUCCAAGCGGAUUUAGAUCAAAUUUUGGAAAUUUUGGCCUCCACUUUCCCCCAAGAAGCCACUCCCCAAGAGCUCAAAGACAACGAAAAAACUGGAGAAAUAGCCGCAGAGCCGGUGGUCAAUAGCAAUGUCGUCACCGAUGUUGACGAUAUCAUCGAUGAGAACCCUUAUGCGGAAAUUAAACAAUUUCAAAAGAGAACUCCUCCGCCACGACCUCCUCCACCGAUUUACGCACCUGCUAGUACUUCGUCGUAUUCUUACAUUUACACUGUUCCACGUCGAAAGAAAGGAAUCAGCAACAGCGUUUCUCCGGAGAGACCGCCCAGGACAUACUGCACUAUUCGACCGCAUCGACCGCCACGAAAACAUCGACCGCGUACUCCAAACGAGAUCGUUUUUGAAUCGACAGAUCAACCCGAAUCAAGUCUCGCUAGAAGGCAUUCAUUUUCGGGUGGCGAUGAAGCCAAUAAAGAAGAGAGGGACUUGCAAUCGGCUCCGAUUGUUGAGCGAAUGCGAGCACGACCCUUGCCGGCCCCGCCCAGAACAAAGCGGCAGAGAAGUCGCAGUCCUCCGCACAAGCCGCCUCGAAGUCGUACAUCGUCUUUGAAGCGCCACAAUCCUACGCAACUGGAAGACACUUGCAUACCGAACGAGGAAGUUGCAGCGCCAGAAAACGCGACAAAUCAACUGCAGGCCAGUAACAUAGAUGAAUACGAGCCAAUUGAAAAUCCCGCUCAAAUAGAGGAAAUAUCAGUGGGUAUUCAAACUGAUCCAUUGCCAGAGUACGACGAGUCGGUCAUCAUCGCCGAACCAAAUGAAAUACAGUUGGACGAGACACCAGAGAUUAACAAUAACCUAAUAUACGAACAACAGCAACAAGUGAACGCACCAGCGAGAGACGAAAGGCUUCCGCAAGAGCAAGUCGAACCACCUCCUCUGCUUGAACCGGCAAUAAUGAACGAACAGGAAGACAAUUCUUGCCCGCAAAUCAUUUGGUCAGCUGCGAAUUCUCCCGACCCUGAUCCCGACCCAAUCCGUGAUCCUACUCCUGUUCCCGAGCCCGUUUUGCUUCGCGAGACCGUUCCUGAAUCGAUUGUUGCUCCAUCCCACCAGCAACAACAAGUCCGGGCUACUCAAGUGACGAAAGAAACGCCGAAUAAGAGUAGCACUACUACCUCAUCUCGAAACGGAGAGGAUGAGGAGGCCGACUCUUUCUCACAGAUCCCGGCACAUUUUCACCGUUCAAUUGCUCCGUUGCCUCCGAUACAUAUCGAUUUCCCCACUCGCCUGCAAUUAUCUGAUCUUGAUGUUGAGCGCUUAAACGUACGGGAAGUCAUGGCUGAGCGCCUGAUCGUUUCCUCCGUUGACACAAACUCGCUACAGGUGUGUCAAAUGACGACAUCAAACGCUUCCGGUCAGCUCAUGUUCAACAUCGGACCUGGGGUAACCAUCCCGUUAUUGACCAAUCAUCGAGAGACGAAUGAAGUUGACACAGAAAGGAGGAGUUUGCAAACCCAAACUUCUGAACCGUUUCCAUCGGACGUUCAAGUGAUACCGGAUGUGACAGUAAAUCGACAGGACGGAACGAAUCCUAGCACGUCAACACCAUCUGACAAAUUGGAAACGUCAGUUCCACAAGAAAUCGUCUCACAACGUGAAGAAGAGCCAAUAACUUUCAUGGAAACUCCUACUCCUUCGCGUGGUAAUGUGAGGGCUCCAGUGGCUCAUUCCAGCGAGGAAACUGGUGAUCGGACGAUCGGACCAACUGAAGGUUCAAGUAAUCCGUCAGUUAGUGAUUUGGCAAUGCAACUUGCAAAUUUAUCGGCCCGGAACAUAAUGAGUGGUGUCUGCGUUGCGGCUACAGAAACAUAUUCAAUGGCACAGCGAGUAGCUGAAUUAGGACUGCAACAGUUUAGCGACCACCUUCAACGCCGAGGAAUUCAAUUCGAUGAUAAGGAAAAGGAAGACUUGAAAGCUGUGUUACUUAUGUUAUUGAUUGUUGUGUGUGCUAUUUUCCUGCUCGGAAUGGGAAAACAAAGAAUAAGCAAUCACUGGGACUUUUACUUUCCCAAUUAAAACUUUUGACAUUUUCUUCCGCUUCUCUGACUAUAAUACUGCCAAAUGACAAAUUGUGCCUAACUUGAGACGAAGCAUUUCAGUCUACUUGGUGCAACCAAGAAAACCUUGUGCUUCAAAACUAUUAUUUAAAUCUAUCAUAUAUACGCAACAUUAGACGUUAAACACUGUGUGUGAGUUUUGGUUUCAUUCUAGCAAGUGUGUAUCAAUUAUAUAAGCUUAUGAAUACAAACGUUAAAAGGCCAAA
This is a messenger RNA of Daphnia pulicaria, 5843 nucleotides long. RefSeq lists its product as uncharacterized. The record is from RefSeq and is a predicted model, not a curated record. Bases 167 to 5596 code for a protein of 1809 amino acids. The transcript has 6 exons. NCBI's taxonomy places the organism in Eukaryota, Metazoa, Arthropoda, Branchiopoda, Diplostraca, Daphniidae.